AUGCCUGUCUUCAUGCUUGGGGAAGCAACAACACAGAUCAAGCAAAUGAAGAAAAUUGAUGAGGAACAAAAAAAAAGAUGCAGACGCGAAAGCGAAGUUACUGGUGGAGCAGCUGAGGCAAUUGGUGGAGUGACCAGGAUUGCACGUGCGGCUACAAUCAUUGACGAGGCUGGAAACGCGGCAAUAACAAUUGGUGACAUUGUGAAUGAUCCAAGCUCGGCUCCCUUCGCGAUUCUUGCUCUACUUCUUGGAGGCUCGGCUGGUGUCGUCAGCAAGGGAACUAAAAAGGCUUUCUCCGAGGCUGCUGCUCGUAAAGCAAUAUCAGCUGAGACGUUGAAGUUUUUCAGUGCUACGUUCCGCAAAAAUGAUGAAAUUGUGCAGAAAAUUGUCAGAGCGUGUCGUGGUUAG
Molecule: messenger RNA, 408 nt
Organism: Penicillium atrosanguineum
Lineage: Eukaryota; Fungi; Ascomycota; Eurotiomycetes; Eurotiales; Aspergillaceae
Exons: 2
Coding region: 1-408 (135 amino acids)
Source: RefSeq, a predicted model, not a curated record